AUGCCUGCGAGCAUUGAGAUUGUGAUGUGGCCAUGGAUCAUCACCAUGUAUAUUCAGUUGUUUCCAUCAAAUUUCACUUGCGUGUUCAUGAGGCUCCCAGUCUCCAACGACCGUCGAGAAAAUGGCCGAAGAGACGGCUGGAGACGUUCUGAGAUUGCAACAAGUACGCCCCCUCCGCCGCUCCCUUUUACCCCCUUUGACCCCGUCACCGGUGCGUGGAGCUGCCUGCCGUCCGCCUCUGGCCUCCCGCACUGUCUGUCGCUAUUCUGCCACCUCGCGGCUGUCGCCCAGCAGCUGGUGGUGAUCGGACGGUGGGACUCGGAGACGUGGGCCGCAUUCGACAGGGUCCACGUCUACGACUUCAUGUCCAGCACGUGGCGUCACGGGGCCCGGAUGCCCAGAUCCCGAUGGUCCUUCGCGUGCACGACGUCGAAGGAACUCCGUGGCGGUGUUCGUCGUCAGCGGCACGACGAGGAGAAGAACGCGCUGCGGUCUGCGAUAGCGUACGAUGUGACGGCGGACAAGUGGGCAUUGCUACCGGACAUGGCUCGGGAGCGGGACGAGUGCGGCGGGGAUUUCCGCCGGUAA
Messenger RNA from Musa acuminata subsp. malaccensis (wild Malaysian banana), 588 nucleotides. RefSeq names its product F-box/kelch-repeat protein At1g80440-like. Lineage: Eukaryota; Viridiplantae; Streptophyta; Magnoliopsida; Zingiberales; Musaceae. Gene Ontology annotation, molecular function: protein binding. The record is from RefSeq and is a predicted model, not a curated record. Gene Ontology annotation, biological process: negative regulation of cytokinin-activated signaling pathway; regulation of phenylpropanoid metabolic process.